Messenger RNA from Toxoplasma gondii ME49, 5561 nucleotides. RefSeq lists its product as hypothetical. NCBI's taxonomy places the organism in Eukaryota, Apicomplexa, Conoidasida, Eucoccidiorida, Sarcocystidae. The transcript has 8 exons. The record is from RefSeq and is a predicted model, not a curated record. The coding region runs from base 933 to 4964 and encodes 1343 amino acids.
GAGCCAACUAGCACAGCGAGGCAGCUAGGAGGGACGGGGUCGAGUGGCAGUGCACCGCUCUUGGGCGGUUUCCCGUGUUAAGUGUCUUUACUGAGGAAAAACUCGGUCUCAUUUACCGUAAAAAACCCAGUUUCGACUGUUCGUCCCUCGCUUUCUCGUGGUGCAGCAUUUGCCGGAGAUCUAACCUCCCUGUCUGCAGCGCGAAAGAAACGCCAGCAUCGAGGGUACCUGGAGAAGGGCCUGAGCGAGCACACUGCAGCUCUGGUGUUGACAGGGCAUGGCUUUUCCUCAUGUUUACACAUUUCUUGGAAGUCUCUGACCAUUCCAAGCUGCUUUCUCCGUUGUUCCUUUCUCCUUGUGUUUGGCGACUGUGUCCAGUUUUCCAGUAGAGUCCAUUCAAGGCAGCUCGGGUCACUUUUCACGUCUUUUCGCGUGCAAGUCGACUCUCUAUGGUUUCAUUGUACGCGGGCAUAAUUCACUUUGCAGAUUCCUCUCUUUGUAAGGAGAUCCGUCUUGAAAUCCACUUUCAAAGUUACUGCAGAGAGGCUUAAACUCCCCCGGCAGCCCACAACGCGAAGGCCCGUGGGGGACGGGGUGGCCAGCCGUUGUUUCCUCGAUUCUGUGAUUCUUUAGUUUCCCUGACGGGUAGUUGUUUCUGGUCAUGUUCUUCGUUUGUUAUAGACGGACGGAUCACCACUUGUGGCACCCACAUUAACUGCGAUGAGCAAUACUUUUUUUUCGUUUUUCACAUGCUUCCCUCGCUGUCAGGACAGACAGGGCUUAGCCCCUGAGGUGGCGUGUCGACUGUCGGAGCCCAGUGCGCCUUUCAAACGCCGUACGAGUGAAAGGCCGCCGUCUAGGACUCUGAGUUUGUUUCGAAGGCUGGAUCUUUUUAGGGGAAAUGAAAAGGAAUCGCAGCCUUUUCAGACGCCAUGGCACCGCCGGUAACGGGGCUUCCGCAUUCGUGCGUGAACGCCGCCAUCUUCGCCUGCAGGACAAGGCGGAACCUGCCGUUUCUCCUGUGUAAAAAGUGUUUUUUUUCUUCGGAAAACCAGUCAUGCGAGGGACAGAGAAGAGCGAACUCCUGGUGUCUAGGGCGUCGCCGCGCGUUCCACGAGAGGCAUUUUUUCGCGAAUUCCAAAGGAUGUUGCGCCUACCCCCGACGGCGAGGCGGCCCCCAGAAACGACCACCAGCGAGGGCGGGGGAGAAGGGUCUGCCGUUUCUGUCGUUUUUUCGAAGUGGAUUGAGUCAGCUCAGCGCAGCUGACUUCCCACUCGGGGAAAUUUCCUUCGUCAUGACUGCGGACGCACCCGCCGUUGCGCCCCUCGCAGAAGCAGACGAUGCCGCACAAGCCUCAGGUGCGCCACAGAAACAGGCUGUUCGCGAGGCAACUGGAUUUUUUCCAUCUUCUAACGAAGUGCCGCCGGUGGCACAUCAUGAGUUUCCGGAGGCACCUGAUCCGGCCGUGAUGGAAACGAGUCUGAACGAUCUGAUGAACGAAGAAAAUCGGGCGCAGUGGCUGCUAGGGACCUACCGAGCAGAUGCCGACGGUCUAGCCGAAGCGGCUGCAGACAAAAAGACCCAAAUUGCUGUGUUCCGAGCGACCGCUCUCCACAGACUAACCAGACAAAGGUGGCUGCUGAAACCCUUGAGGGCGAAAGUCCUUCAGAACAUCGCGAGCUUCAGCGUGGAGGAUAUUGCGAGUCUAGCUCGCUUCAUGCAUCAGGUUGGGUACCUCCGCACGGAUUUCCUGUACGCAGCUUCACCGGUGAUAGCAAAGAAUGCGCAACUUGCGUCGCCGGCAACCUGCUGUUUGCUUCUUGACGCGUUCGCGGCUCAUCGGUUUCAUCCGGAACAAGCAAUUCGAGCUUUAUGCGAUCAGUUGCGGGUCAGCAACCUCCAGGAGCUAGGUCCAGCUCAGCUGGCCAGCCUCCUUAGCAGUCUCGCUCGACUCAGUCUUAGACAGGAGGUGCUUCUAGCGAAAGCCAGCGACAGGCUGCUUUCUCUGUGGAGUCAUUCCUCGUCAGGAAAGACACCCGACGAAAUACCGGCCGCCCUUGGUACCGCAACAGGGGCAGUUGCGCUGCCAAGACGCCGGGAGACAAAACCCGAGCGGCGGUAUUCCCCCCACGAUGUCGCACAAACUGUUUACGGGUUGACGAAACUCCAGUACACCUUCCACCCGUUGACGGAGUGCGUGCUACGCAGCGUUCUGCCAGAAGUUGUUACUCGCAUGCACUCUCACCAACUCACACUCGCUGCCGUGGCGAUUCAGAGAAUGCGAGAGCAGUCUGCAGUGGCAUGUCAGUUUUCUGGGAGACUGAAAUGCAACGGACGAACGCCAGCAGAGGCAGAGGUUUCGUGCGAAAUGCAGCGCAGUUCCAGCUCCGAGGAGCAGGGGUGGGGACUCGAGCGUCUUCAGGAAAAAGCAUUUUGUCUCGUGGUGGACGAGGUUGGAAAACGCCUUCCGCAAUUCAAAGCCGAAUCGAUCUGCGUGGUUUUAAGCGCGUGUGCGGCAUUAGGGGUCAAAGAUAACUGGCUAGUUGCUCGGCUGAUUGCCCAGCUACCCCGACUUCUUCUGACUUUCUACCCCGACGACGUCGUAGUCUUGGCCGACGCUUUGUCACGCUUGGGUUUCCACAGCGGCGCUACCGUGGACCUCCUUACUCUGCAUGUCAGACAAAAUAGUCAUCUCUACAAGCAGCGCCAUCUACAAGCUCUUCUUUCAAAUUUUUCCCGGGAAGGCAUAGUUGAUUCAGAAUUCCUUCAAAUGUACGCCAGCGCAACAGAUUUCUCUCGGGUCGCGAGUCCUCAAGCGUUAAUCUCAAUUGCGUGUGCACUGGCAGACUGCGGAUUUAGGAAUUCUGUCGUUCUCAAAAACAUUUUCAACGAGGCGCUGCCCCUGUUGCCAGUGCUGUCAUUAGAUGAUCUUGCCAACGUCUACGCGGCAUUCGCUGUCCUAGGCGCUGGAAGGGACGGUAUUGGCCUCCAUGAAAUCGCAGAGCAUCUCACGCAAAGGCUACGCAGUGGAAUGCAUAACACGGAAAAGGGAGGGUUUCGCGGCGAAAUAUUACGCAUAGGCACUUCGCCGGCUUCUUCGAUAGAUUCUCGUCCAGACCCGCAAACGGGAUCAACGGACAGUGCCGCUUUCGCUUAUUCAGUCUCUCCGCAGACAAUUUCUCUCUCGGCAGCGCUGAACUUAUCUAUAUCUCUUUUACUGGAAGAGGGAGUUGGUCGCAGACGAGAUGGCCGAUUUCUCGAAAAGGAGAAGAUACUGCGUGAAAAACAUGACGAUGUGGAAUCCCUUCGUGAAUGCGGACGCACACUUUCUCCAGAUCCCUCUCUCCUGGCCACCGACAUCGCCGUUUUCUGUUUGAACAUGAGAUCCCAGUCGUCGAACGAUGCCUCCAGUGGAUCCGUUGCCCCUAAGCAGAAACCAAGCAGCGUCUUUUCUUCAUUUCCGUCAGUGGAGGAGCAGCGAAAACUGGGGCUUCUCCAUGCUGCCCUUCUUCUUCGGGUCGCGAGUGGCCAUGCACAAAAACUCGACGACCGUCUUGGUGAAAGGGUAGCAACGACGAUGCAGGCCGUCGAACUGCUGCCAAGUCUGGUUCCCUUCAUUGCCAGACAUCCAGCAGCAGUUCCUUUCCGCAUACAGUCUACAGUGUCGUGCACUUCUCCGCUACGCGUACCUCUCAGGCACGUUCACCGGCCGCUGUGGCUUGGGGACGAAGGGAGAAGAUUUCCGAAUGGCUGUGAUUUUCUAUCUUCUGCAACUGAAAGCCAGGACUUCUUAGAUGCCUAUAGAAGCGUCUCAGCUGCGAGUCCAGAGUCUUCACUGGUCGCUCACUCAGCCGGCGUGAAACCGUCGGAAGAAAGUGAAUCGGAGCUGUCGGAAGUGAAUCUGAAGAAAGGCUGUGGGGUUUACUCCCCAGUACGCGCACAGGGGCAGAAUGAAGAAACGAGGCCGAAAGGACCGUGCCCGUACAGACACGUUUGCUUCAUUGAGAGAAGCACGCGGUCGGGCUUGGCGGCGAUCCAGAGUGUUUUGAAGAAGUUUUUCGGUAUUUCUGGGACCGUUUUUGACUGUUUGUCUGAUGGGUUCCUCCCAGAAGCAAGCGACCACGUCACUCUUGCGAGGAAAUCGGGAGAACCCGACAGACAGGAAGACUCUGAGUCUCGCCUCAGCAGCGGUGGCUGUGCAUCCAGGGACGAAGAGAGAGAAACGCAAAGCAGAAGGGACGCGUCAACAAAUGGAAACAAGCUCUACUGGUGUCCAGAGAACGGUACAGGAAGCGGGUCACGGUCCAUGUUGGGACACAAUCCGUAUACGGGAUAUCUUUAUCUGGGACCGGCUGAGACACGAAAACUCGAGGUCGAGUUUGAAAGCAAGCUUGAGAGCAAGCGUGAAAGGGUUGGUACAUCCGCUUCCUCAUUGCGUUUCCGAAAUCGGAAACACCGGUUGAACGGAGAGCAAAGCGUUGCGUCCACUCAAGCAGCUUUACAUUCAGACGGUGGCACCGCUGCUCCUUGCCACCAACGACGACAUUGUGGCGUCGUUCUUCUCUGGGGAGAUGCGCAGCAUUUCUGGCACAACCAAAUAACUGAAGAAGGGCCGCAAGAGCCGUCUCGAAGCCUCAACUGGAAUCCACAAACAGCCGGGGACAGACGGAUUGACGGCUUCACUCUCUCCGUCGCUGCCGCGUUUCAGCUGCAAUGUUUUGAGAGUCUCUUUCUUGGGGUUCCACACCACGAAAUUGCAGCAAAGCUCCCAACACAAGAAACCGCGUCUGAUCUUAUUCGAGAUGCACUGGAGAAAUCACGAGAUCAAACGGAGGGCGAGUCGCGUGUCAGAGGACGGACGCGCGUGGUACUCGUUCCGCAUUUUAUAUGGAACGCCGCGGAGAACGAUACUGACCGGGCGCAGUUUCUUCUCGAGUCCAUCGUAAAUGAAGUCAAACAGUAGAAGAAAUAGAGGACAAAAAGAACCUGGUACUUUCCGCUCAGCCAUUCAUCCGCGGCGGGUGCGUACCCAUCACGCUUGUUUAAUCCUCCUGUAUUGAGCCUUUUAUUUCGUGUGUAUUUGCCCUCUUCUCCCUUGACGUGUUCAGGCUUCUCGUCUUCUGUCCCGAUUUCCUUUUCUCCCGCCCGCUCUCAUGAGCUUUGUGCGAAGAUCGCUGUACUUGUUGUUAUGUUCGUUAGUUCUCUUCCACUAACGGGGGCGUCCGAAACAAGCAAAUGUCCCCUUCCUCGCAGGUUCACCGUUAUUUGUUUUAUUGUUGUCUCGAAGACGAGGUGUCAGGGGCGUCCCCUGAUGAGCAGAUACUAGCUUAGCCGUGGGUCUAAUGCAAACAUUGAUGACUCAAAAAUCUACGCUUUGGUACUCAAACUCACAAGGGUGUACUCUGGGGAAUACAACGACGUGUAAGGAGUUCAGUUGUCAGCCUCAGGCAGGGACAGAGAAGCAGCCAGUUCUGUUAGAGUCAACCGUCGGACACACCCCAGUUUCAGCAAGGAUUCAUGUCUGUGUAUUCGAUCUGAGUCAUACAUUUUUGGUUCGCGG